AUGCCGCCUCCAGCGCCCACGUACACCAGGUACGAGACGCGCCGGCGCGACCCGGACCCCCGCAAGGCGGCUCUCCUCGUGAUCGACGUGCAGGGCCACUUCGCCUCGCUCGCCGCUCCGAUCAUGCCGGCGAUCGCCUCCACCGUCGCGCUCUGCCGCAGCGCGGGGAUGCCCGUCGUGCACACCCGCCACGUCGACCGAGACGACGUCCCGCGCAGCCGCCCGCUCCGCGAGUGGUGGCCCGGGGACCGCAUCGACGCCGGCACGCCGGCGGCCGAGCUGCUCCCGGGCGCCGGGCGCGCCGAGGGGGACCUCGUGGUGGAGAAGAGCACGUACAGCGCCUUCGCCGGCACGGGGCUGGAGGAGGCGCUGCGGCGGGCGGGCGCCGAGGAGGUGGUCGUGUGUGGCGUGAUGACCAACCUGUGCUGCGAGACCACCGCGCGGGACGCGUUCGUGAGGGGGUUCCGCGUGUUCUUCUCCGCCGACGCCACCGCCACGGCCAGCCGGGACCUGCACGAGGCCACGCUCGCCAACAUGGCCUACGGCUUCGCCUACAUCGUCGACUGCAUGCGGUUCGAGGCGGCGCUGGGGAAGGUGGCCAAGUGAGGUGAUCCGGGUGCUCUCCGCGCCUUUAUCUGUGACUCUGUGUCAGUUGAACUGCAUGCGCUUCUGGCUUCUGCAUCGCGUUCGUGUGCGUGCCCAAUGCAUCCUAGUGAUUGGGUCCCUUGUGUGUAUGCUUUUUGAACACCAAGUCUUCGUUGGAUCGGCCAACAUUAUGUACUUGUUCAGAUUAUGCUAUCUGUGUUUCCUCCUUUCUGCAGAUCCGAUUAUGCAGUGCUUGUUACUUGUUCACUGUUCAGAUAUCUCUUUGCAACCCAAAAAAAAACUUGUUCAGAACUCUGAUAUUGUGCUAUUAUCUGCCCAAAUAAUGUAAAAGGUAUGUGGAGAAUGAUGUGCGGAC
Molecule: messenger RNA, 961 nt
Organism: Setaria italica (foxtail millet)
Lineage: Eukaryota; Viridiplantae; Streptophyta; Magnoliopsida; Poales; Poaceae
Product: nicotinamidase 2
Exons: 1
Coding region: 1-606 (201 amino acids)
Source: RefSeq, a predicted model, not a curated record